Trematomus bernacchii (emerald rockcod) is the source of this 2167-nucleotide messenger RNA. RefSeq names its product homeobox protein unc-4 homolog. Gene Ontology annotation, biological process: regulation of DNA-templated transcription. NCBI's taxonomy places the organism in Eukaryota, Metazoa, Chordata, Actinopteri, Perciformes, Nototheniidae. The record is from RefSeq and is a predicted model, not a curated record. The coding region runs from base 23 to 1690 and encodes 555 amino acids. The transcript is spliced from 3 exons. Gene Ontology annotation, molecular function: sequence-specific double-stranded DNA binding; DNA-binding transcription factor activity, RNA polymerase II-specific.
CUCUCCGCGUCUUCACUUCGGCAUGGACAGCCGGGUACUCGAGCAUCCUCACGCCCAGUUCGGAGGCUCCUUGGGCGGAUUGGUGGGCUUCCCGUACUCGCUCGGUGCCCAUCACCACCACCACCAUCACUCCCUGUACGAGCUCGCGGGGGGACACCAGCUGCACUCUGCGGCCGCCAACCCCUUCUCUAUAGACGGAUUACUGAACGGAUCCUGCUCGGCCUCGGUGGUCAACAACCCGCUGCUGUCGCCCGACGGAGGGCAGUUCAAACUCUCAGAUUCUGGGGACCCGGAUAAGGACAGUCCAGGUUGUAAACGGAGACGAACGAGGACAAAUUUCACGGGGUGGCAGCUGGAGGAGCUCGAGAAGGCUUUCAACGAGAGUCAUUACCCGGAUGUGUUCAUGCGGGAGGCGCUCGCGCUCAGGCUGGACCUCGUGGAGUCUAGGGUUCAGGUUUGGUUCCAAAACCGCCGAGCUAAAUGGAGAAAGAAGGAGAACACAAAGAAGGGUCCGGGUCGGCCUGCUCACAACUCCCACCCCACCACCUGCAGCGGCGAGCCCAUGGACCCCGAGGAGAUCCAGCGCCGGGACCGAGAGCGAGCCGAGAAGAAGAAGAGGAAGCAGGAGAGGAAGCUGCUGAAGUCGCAGAACAAACUCCUGUCCGGGGACAGCUUCCACACGCCGGGGGGCUCGGAGAGCGACAGCGGGGUCUCCCAGUUCACCGACAGCGAGCAGCAGUGUCCGAGCGUCAGUGGGAGUAUUCACCUCGACCUGCCCGCCUCCAAAUCUGCAGACCGAGGACACCAAACUGAAUCCAGCUGUGACCAAACACGACAUGACUUCAGCCCACUACAGAACCACCAAAACCAAAGAACCGCAGGGGAACCGGAGCAGGUUUCUCCGGGCAGCUUCACGCUCAGCUCCAGCCCCGGAGGUCCCAGGUCCUCCGCCCUGCAGAAACGAAACCCUUUCAGCGUGGAGAGCCUCCUUUCCGACGUCACGCCUCGACGGAAACCUCAGCUGGACUUCCCCUCGCUGCCCAGCCAGAGGACUCUCAUAGGGAAAGGCCACUUCUUGCUUUACCCAAUUACCCAUCAGCCCUUGGGUUUUCUGGUGCCCCAAGCAGCCCUGAAGGCCUCGCCGUGUCUGGGACAGAUGUUUGUGCCGAGUGAAGGAAGCCCUGACCUCUCCAGCUUUGUCUCUAAGCCUCUGAACUCGGAUCAUACGGAGCACAACAAUCACAUUAGCAAUAGAGCGGCUGGAGACAGAGGUGACUGCAGCAAUGCAAGACUUCCUGUUUCUCCUCCGGCUAAGAGUGAGGCUCAGAGCAGAGACAUUAAGGAGGAGAGGAGUUUGACAUUUCUCAGCAGCAAUGCAAGAUUCCCUGUUUCUCCUAACAUUGAGGUUCAGGGCAGAGACAUUAAGGAGGAGAGGAGUUUGAAGGUUCUCAGCAGCAAUGCGAGAUUCCCUGUUUCUCCUAACAUUGAGGUUCAGGCACGGCUCAGCUCCUCUCCGUGCAGAGACAGUAUCGAGGAGAAGAGUUUGACAAAUGGCUGCCAAGCUGCCGAGCUGCGUGCCGAAGAGAAGGGUGCGAGCGAGGCGUCCCCAGCCCUCUCUGAACGUCUCAAGGCAAACACAGACUGUCAAGAAACACCCGGAACAGAUGGAGAGGAUGUCGAUAUGGACUAACACUUUGCAAGGAGCGCAAACAUAAACAAAGGACCAGGAACAACCGCUCAGACUAUUCAAACAUUCCCAAAGCUCUGCUGAGACACUCGGAAAAAAACAUAUCAGGAAUCAGGAGACCUAAUUCUCAUCUAUUUUUUAAUCAUAACGUGUGAUCAAUCCAGAUGGCGCCCCUUUUAAGAAGCUAGUGGCUGUCUUCAUAUUUGUAGGCCUUUAGAAGCAGGUUCUUUCUCUUUUUUUAGUGACCUAUUAAAAUCUAGGCGACAAUAAACAUCUCACACACAACGAAAAUCCUCAGAUAUUGUAAAAAAAACGAGAUAUUUAUAUGUAAACACUUUUGAUAAAUAAAGUUAUUGUUUAAAUUGAAUCACUGUUUUUCUAGGAGCAUAUUGAAAAGGGGGUGGGGGUUGCUGUGUGGCAGAACCUUGGAGUUUUGUCGUGUUACAGCAGAUAAACCCUCCUUUUUCUCUGUAUAGGAGG